UCAGUAAGAUGCAGGGCUGCGUGGCGGGGAGCCGGGCUCCUCUGGGCCUGCUCUUGGUCUGCCUUCAUCUUUCAGGCCUCUUUGCCCGGAGCAUCGGUGUGGCAGAGGAGAAAGUUCCCCAAGACUUGGGGACCAACUUGCCUCUGCUUGGACAACCUUCCUUGACCGGACCUUCCAACUCCAAACAUCCUCAGCCCAAACCAGACCCUGGGGACAAUGAUUUAGCAAGGCUUCUUCUGAAGCCCCAUGCUUCCCCGUCAGAUGGCUCCCAACCAGCAGGAGGUUCUGCGGUUCAGAGGUGGCCCCCUUCUGGGGGGCUGCCCUCCGUGGGUUCCUGGCCUUCUGAGGAUCCUUGGCAGAUGAUGGCUGCUGCAGCGGAGGACCACGUGGGGGAAGAGCUGCCCGAAGAACUGUCUUUCCUGUCCGGUGCUGUUGCCCGCCCUCUGGGAGGGGGUCCUAUACCUGCAGGGUCAUCUGCAUACUCUGCAGGCCCCUCACCUGAGGCUUCACUCCUCCGCCGGGACCCUCAGUCUAGACAGCCACCCCGUUCUAAUGUGCUGGGAGCUCAGGGAGAGAGCCUUGCCCAACGCCCACCCUGGUCUCUUAUCAACAGGAUUCAACAGCCACUUCGGCCAGGUCACCCCUGGGGGACCCUGAGUCCCAGUGUGUCCUGGGGAGGUGGAGGUCCUGGAACUGGAUGGGGAACAAGGCCCAUGCCACACUCUGUGGGAAUCUGGGGUAUCAAUAAUCGAUACCCAAGUACCAGCUGGGGUAACAUUAAUCGGUAUCCAGGUACCAGCUGGGGGACUAGUAAUGGGUAUCCGGGUACUAGCUGGGGGAAUAUUCAUCUUUGCCCAGGAAUUCAUAAUCAAUUUCCUCCCAGAGUUCUCCAUCCUCCUGGCUCUUCUUGGAACAUGCCAGCUCACUUCCCCAGUCCUCAAAACCCUGGGUCACAGUGGGGUUAA
This is a messenger RNA of Rhinolophus ferrumequinum (greater horseshoe bat), 965 nucleotides long. It is a transcript of the gene C3H6orf15, whose product is annotated as chromosome 3 C6orf15 homolog. The record is from RefSeq and is a predicted model, not a curated record. Gene Ontology annotation, cellular component: extracellular matrix. NCBI's taxonomy places the organism in Eukaryota, Metazoa, Chordata, Mammalia, Chiroptera, Rhinolophidae. The transcript has 2 exons. Gene Ontology annotation, biological process: extracellular matrix organization. Bases 9 to 965 code for a protein of 318 amino acids.